UGUACACAACAUGGCUGACAGCGGGUGGGUUCGAUAGCAAAAUAUUGACAUAUACAAGUUUGUUCUGUGACCGAAAAGUUUAUCAUUGACAAGGUUAUACAAACGAUUUAAAUCAUGGCAGAAUCAAACGAAAUCGCGAAUGAUAUGGAGUCAUCAAAUAGUAUUGAAGAAGAUGGCGAGAACUUUGACGAAAAUAAAUUGGCUAGGGACGGAAUCAACAUGAUGCUAAACAACAAGUUUGACGACGCCUUUCAACUGUUUCAGAAGUACAAGGAAGACAGUCCAUUGAUGCAAGGAGGAUACAGCUUUGUUUUUUUCAUGCAAGGACUGAUGUCUUACGAGGAAGAGCAGAUGGACAAAGCCCUGAAGGCUCUCGAGGAAACAGAGAAGAAAUGUGAAGUCAGUGACGGCUUUGUCAAGUCCAUCAGGAAAAAACUGUCGAAGAAAAAAAAAGAUAAGACUGCUGUAAGUGUUGAGGAAAGAAUUCAGCGUCAGGUGAUUGUCGGGGACUCACUGCUGUAUCAGUCCAUUCUCGUGUUCACCGGUCAGGACAUUCCAAGCUACAUAAAGGGGGGCUGGCUCCUUCGCAAGGCUUGGAAAAUCUACGAAAAACUCUACAAAGAGAUCACUAGUCUAAGAGAUAAAUCAAAGCUCAAAAAAUCUGAAUCAAAAUCCAGUAUUUCAAAUUCCAGUAUGUCUUCCGAGGGUCCUAUUGAUGGAAAUGAUAACGAAAUUCCGUCAGAUGUGCUUGAGAGGCUGCAAGGUGCUGUGAACUUUGGUUAUGGGACUUUCCAGAUUUGUGUGUCAAUGAUACCACCCAAGAUAAUCAAGAUAAUAGAGUUUCUAGGUUUUGAAGGAGAUAGAGUUCUCGGGCUCAAGUCUCUGGAGUUUACCUGUAACUCAGACGCAAUGAAUGCCCCACUUGCAACGCUGGGACUUCUAUGGUACCACACAGUUUUACGACCUUUCUUCGCUCUAGAUGGCGCUAAUGGAUAUGAUGCAGGUUGUGUGGAAGCAGAGAACCUGAUCAAAGCGAAGCAGGCAACAUUUCCCAACUCCUGUCUUUUCCAUUUCUUCCAAGGGCGAGUACAUAGGCUAAGGAAGCAGAUGGACCUAUCUCUGAAACUGUACAACGAAGCUUACAAGUCCGCAGACGGACAGAAGGAACUGGAGCUGAUGUGUCUUUAUGAGAUUGGCUGGUGCAACAUGAUGAGACUGAACUGGCGCGAGGGACUCGCCGCUUUUACGAGAUUAAGGCAAGAUACCAAGUGGUCCAAGUGUUAUUACACAUACAUGGAAGCAGUCUGCCUGGGAAGUAUGGGGGACACCAAGGGUGCUAACGACUUGUUCAAGAUGGUUCCCGGAUUACUGAAAAAGAAAAACAAUCAGAUUGAGGCAUACGUUUCUCGUAAGGCAGAGAAAAUAGUGAAAAUCUUGCCAUCCCAAGAGUACUGUCGACUGCUCACGCUCGAACUAGUCUUCCUGUGGCACGCGCUACCAACUCUCACACCUGAGGAGCUCAAACCAUUCCAUGAUGUAUGUGACAUGCAGACAGACCCACGGACAUUCCAUCUCAAAUGCCUCCUGGAGGGCGCCAUCUUCCAUCAGCUCGGGGAAGAAGAAAUGGCAAUGCAGUGCCUGGAUGAGUCACUGGCCCGACACUCAGGUAUGAAGGACGAGCUUCAUGUUCCUCCCUUUGCCAAGUUUGAAAUGGCAUCCAUCUACAUGAAGAAACCAGAGACUGUUGGAAAAGCCAAAUCUCUUCUCACAGAAAUUAAGGAGAAGCAUAAAGAUUACGACUUUGAAAACCGUCUGGUCGUGAGAGUUAACAAUGCCCUCAAACAGAUGAAGUCAGAGAAAGCCUAAACAUGUAUCAGCAGAUUGUUGCUCAUAUCGAUCAAAAUUAUCAUACCUCGCCAAAACAAACUUUCUGGGUUGAGUAUAAAAGAGUUUUUCUGCCAGUCAGUCUGUCAAUCUUAUCUGUAUGAUAACAGAAAUUAAGAGAAUUUUGAUACACACGGUUAAUAUUAUAUAAAGUACAGUCAUGUUAACUUCAGCAUUGGUUACAAUCCAUCAAUGAUUUACAGAGUUUUUUCUUUUCAAAGAAAUAAUUUACCAUUCCUGUGACCAGACAGCCUGUGUGUUUAUUUAAACUGUUUAGAAAAUGAACAAGUAGUAUGUUGUUUAAUUACAGUAUACUUAGUGAUAUUGUACGCUUAACUUGUUGGGUGAAAUUUGUAUCUAGAUGUUAGCAUACUAAAUUUAGUAUAAAUUGUUGCAAAAAUACCACUUUGUUUUAAUUCUGUAUGUUGUACAGUAUUCACUAAGGUAUUAAGUGUUAACAAAGGAUAAACGAUGUUCAGUGUUGAAACUACUUUUAUGAUGAAAAAAUAUUGAGUUGUUUUUCAACUACCAGUAGUUGCCCAUUAUUUGGUACUUUAAACCAUGGGAAAAAAUGCUUUACAAUGCAAAAACAAUCACAUCCAAAAUAUUGCAUGUUGAUGUUCAGGCCCCAAUUUCUUGAAAAACUUCUCAAGUCCCUUAUAACAGGAUUUAGCUAAUCUCACUAUUUUUGUUGUUCUAUAAAAUGUGUUAUAUUUACUUCUUCAAGAUUUUUUAGAAAUUAUGAAGGAAUAAUCUGUCUGAUUAUAUGAAUAAACCAUUUUUCAAUUAUCAAAAUCAAUUUUCAGUAUGUAUUUUGGCUAUUUGAAAUAAGCGACUUAAGCCUGUUAAGCUUAAGAAGUUUCGAGAAAUUGGGGCCCGAUGUUGAAGGUUUAAGGGUUUGGAUAUAUUCAGAAUGAUUUUUUAAAUAAAGAUUAGGUAGUGAAAUGUUUAUUGUACUUAAAAGUAGACCAUGUUCAAUUUUCAUAACUCGACUUGAAUUGCAGUGUUAUGUAGGGACCAAAACAUUAGAUAGCUGAUUAUAUGGAGAACUUAUAGGGAACAUUUCAUAAUUUCUAAAUGUGAUUUUUCUGCUUACAUUAUAUUCAUUUACAAAUAUGUAUUUUUUUAUGUUUUUCUGGAUCAAAAAACUGCUACAGAUAUUAUUAUUAACCUUUGUAUUUAUGUUCACUAUGACAAUGAUCAUAUUCAGCAUUACCCAUAACUGUAUCUUAUUAUUUGUUUGGUUAUGUCUUAAAGCUGCACUCUCACAGAUUGGCCGUUUCGACAACUCUUUUAUUAUUUGUCUUGGAACGAGCCAAUUUAUGCGAAAAUGACAAAAAUUAGAUCGCAAAUUUUAUUGAAGUUAUAUGCAUUUUUCUUAAACCGGUAGUAACGCUUUUUUAAAAGCUAAAAACCUUGAUUUAUGAACGCAAUUCUGAAUAUCUGCUAUCUGUCCUUUUGUCAGCAGUCUUGUUUCACUGGUUUGCAGAUAUUUGCGCAAAAAAUUCUCAUUCUAUUUAAUUUUAAAGAUAAAAAAUAAAAGUUAUAAAAACAGUAUAUCUGUGAGAGUGCAGCUUUAGCUGGUCAAAAAUGUGUAUAAAAUGGCCCUUAUUUGUGAUACUCUAGUUGAUUGAAAGAAACAUUGCUUCAUGAAGGCAAAGAGUGUUUUAUCUAUAAUGUUUAUCCGUGUGUUUUGAUCUCUCGAUUGCUGUUGCUUUUUGUGUGAUAAAAGAAUUGUCUUCUUUUUAGUUUGAAAUUUGCUAAAUCUGUUUACUAUUUGUGUUUUGAUACAUGUAAGAUUAUUAUAUUUUGGAAGAAGGUAAUUGCUUGUGAUAUAUUUUGUUGUAUGUUGACAGUUAUUGAAAGAAAACCAUGACAUUGUUUCAAAACUUGAGAUUUAGAAUUUUCAAUUAAAUUGGGGAAUUCGUAAAUAUGGGGAAAAAUCUGAUUCAGUAUUUAAAAAAAAGAUAGUCUGAUGACUCUGAUUUUGUUUAAAUGGAGAUUUAUCUUUUAUUCAGAAUGUUUGUUCAGUACUCAUACCUUCAAUGUUUUAUUUGCAUGUGCUGGGUUCCCUCUGGAUUUCCUCGCAAAUGGGGACAAUGGUGUUUGCCAGCGGGAACCCUGCUUGUGUACAUGUUUUUGCCUUUAAUUCGAUUAUUGGAAUACAUAUACCUUUUCUCUCACUUUUGGUUGUAAUUUUAAUGCUUAGAUUUGUUUAUAAAUCCAUUUCAAUUAAAUGAAUUCGGUUGUCUUUUCACAAUGUCUUAAAUUUUGUAGGACUUUAGGGUCUAUUUGCACAUUUUGAAGCUUUGCUUUAUCCAAUGAGAAGUGGUUCUCUGAACUGUCCAUUUUGAGAUGUGUAAGCGAGAAGAUUCUUAGUGGCAUUAUUUAAAGGAGUAGAUACACCUUUUCCCUUUAUACCAUUUCCUCAUUUCAUUAAUCAUGAUGGCAAAACAUAUUUUUAUGUUACAAAUUCGAUACAUAUAAGUUGUUCCAUGUUGUAUUAUUUGCUUUCUAUUUUACUAAUGGUUGUAGUUCCUUAUGAGAAUUUUUCUCUUUUUCUGAAGUUUACUUCAUGAGAUUUUUUUGGCUUCUGGAAUAAAUUGAUUUUGUAAAAUUUCUGGAUUUUUUUUGGGUCAGUGUUGGUUUAUUUUUGGACUAUGACUUUGAUUAUUUCUGGUUUAUUUUUUUAGAUAUCUCACAGAAUUUGUCAUUGUUUUCAAAAACAAUGCAAUCUAGUUUUAAAUCAAAUGAAAAAUCAAACAAUAAAUAUAGCUAUAAUAUUUAUUCAAAGCUCAUUUAUAUAUUUCUAUCUUGUGAAAUGAUUUUUACAGCAUGUUGACAAUAGUCUAUUUUUAGAAUGUGUAAUUUACUAGUCUACUAGUACUUUCUUUGGACUUGAAUUAUAUUCAUAAUACAAUUACCCAUUGCUUGCUUUUCUUAGUAAUUGCAAUUCCAAAAUAUAAUGAUUAAUUUUCUGUAAAAGGUGCAUUUUUUCUAUGUUAACUCAUGUACCAGAUUUUUUUGUUGGUUAAUGUAUAUGACCAAUCUAUUUUGUGACUGUUGAGUGUGUCAUUAUUAUAACUGUUGAGUGUGUCUUUAUUUUUGUGUUCUGUAAUCUUUCCCAAUUCUCAACAUUGUGCCAAAUCUUAUUCAUAAAUAGUUUCUCAUUUUUGUUGUUGAUAUAUUAAACCAACACCACAGUGGUAUAUUUAUAUAAUGUUAAUUAAACUAUUUUUCUCUAUUGGGUGCCUUCCAUAAGAUGUCAAUAGUGUCUUUGAAUGCACGAAAGAUGGUAGAUGCACAUAUAUUUGUUCUUGAAUGUAAAAAGCAGAUCUGUACUCUUUCUAAUGUAAAGUGCAGAUCCGUGUUCUUGUGAAUGUAAAGUGCAGAUCUGUGUUCUUGUAAAUGCAAAGUGCAGAUCUGUGUUUUUGCAAAUGUAAAGUGCAGAGCUGUGUUUUUGCGAAUUAAAGUGCAGAUCUGUGUUUAUGCGCAUGUUAAGUGCAGAGCUGUGUUUUGGGGAAUGUAAAUUGCAGAUCUGUGUAAUUGCAGAUUUUAAAGUGCAGAUCUGUGUUCUUGCGAAUGUAAAGUGUAGAGCUGUGUUUAUGCGAAUGUAAAGUGCAGAUCUGUUUAAUUGCAGAUUUUAAAGUGCAGAUCUGUGUUCUUGCGAAUGUAAAGUGCAGAGCUGUGUUAUUGCAUAUGUAAAGUGCAGAUCUGUGUUGUUGCAAAUGUAAAGUGCAGAUCUGUGUUAUUGCAGAUGUAAAGUGCAGUUCUGUGUUUUUGCAAAUGUAAAGUGCAGAUCUGUGUUCUUGCAAAUGUAAAGUGCAGAGCUGUUUUCUUGCAAAUGUAAAGGGCAGAUUUGUGUUUUUGCAAAUUAAAAAUGCCCUUGACUUUACUAAGGAGUGAAAUCCCAUUUCCUUUUUCAUGGUCAGCUUCCUAAAAUACCAUGAACAGCAUUUAAAACAUAAAUAAAAGGCCCCUAAAUUUGACUCUCCAUUCACUUUGCUUCCAUUCUUGAUUUCGCUUGGAAUUGUGUCGCGCUUUGCUGUUAUCAAGUAAUUCUGGUUGAGUUGAAAGGCACUGUUGUGCAUUUAUGUCACUUAUUUUUACCGAGUGGUUGUUGAAGGCACCCGAUAUGUUUGUCCAUAUACAAAUACUUUGAUAAGAUUGCGUGCUAGUUCAAACAUAAAAACAAUACUUGUAGUCAUCAGUUUUCAUUGAAACCAUUUUAAACAAGUACAUUUAAAAUUAUUGAUUUUAUAGGAUAUUCAAAGGUUAUACCAAUAGUAUUACAUGAAAGAAAUGUUCUUGAAGUCUUUAUUUGAAAUAAAUAAAUUGUAUUUUCUUGUCUGUUUUUUGAGGAUUUUUAAAAAACCUGUGUCUUCAGCAUGCAUUACAUGUGUCAAAAUUAUAACUAUGAACCCUUCGAGAUAUUAACAUAAAACAACAUGUUUGGAACUAAUGACAAUAUGCUGGCUUGUAGCAAGUCAAAUAAAUGGUUUUAAUGAU
This is a messenger RNA of Mya arenaria, 6393 nucleotides long. RefSeq names its product tetratricopeptide repeat protein 39C-like. Gene Ontology annotation, molecular function: protein binding. Gene Ontology annotation, biological process: cilium assembly. The record is from RefSeq and is a predicted model, not a curated record. Lineage: Eukaryota; Metazoa; Mollusca; Bivalvia; Myida; Myidae. The transcript is spliced from 13 exons. Bases 115 to 1866 code for a protein of 583 amino acids.